Messenger RNA from Budorcas taxicolor (takin), 633 nucleotides. RefSeq names its product family with sequence similarity 167 member A (gene FAM167A). Bases 1 to 633 code for a protein of 210 amino acids. The transcript is spliced from 2 exons. Lineage: Eukaryota; Metazoa; Chordata; Mammalia; Artiodactyla; Bovidae. The record is from RefSeq and is a predicted model, not a curated record.
AUGUCUGUGCCCCAGAUCCAAGUAGAAGAAGUGGCUGGUGGGGAAGAAGGGCCGGCAGGAACAACCCCACCUCCAGAUGACCACCUCCGGAGCCUGAAGGCCCUCACGGAGAAACUGAGGCUGGAGACCCGCAGGCCUUCCUACCUGGAGUGGCAGGCCAGGCUGGAGGAGCAGAUGUGGUCCUUCCCAAGGCCGGCGGCCGAGCCACGGGGCUCUGCGGAGGAGGAACCCUCGCUCCUGAGAACGAGGGCACUCAGGCCGCAUCCCCCACCUAAUGGGAGGGCGAACCAGGACGGGCCACCGCCCACUGGCAAGCUGGAGGGCUUUGAGAGCAUCGACGAAGCUAUAGCCUGGCUCAGGAAGGAACUGAUGGAGAUGCGGCUUCAGGACCAGCAGCUGGCGCGGCAGCUCAUGCGCCUGCGCAGUGACAUCCACCAGCUGAAGAUCCAGCAGACCUGCGACCUGCACCGGCGGAUGCUCAACGACGCCACCUACGAGCUCGAGGAGCGCGACGAGCUGUCCGACCUCUUCUGCGACGCUCCCCUCGCCUCCUCCUUCAGUCUUUCUGCACCACUCAAGCUCAUCGGGGUCACCAAGAUGAACAUCAACUCCCGCAGGUUUUCUCUGUGCUAA